AUGGCCCAUUCGUCUUCAUCAGAGUCCUCGCGCUCUGGAUCCGAUGGUGAUCUUGAGCCAUCCGAUCCUUGUACGCAUGUACUUCCUGGUCCAUAUAGGUGGGAGGUACUCCGUAAGAGGACACAGCGCAAUCACGUUUCACAAGUUGUGUGGAACGAGGAUACGGUUAGGGGGUUAAAGACGAGGCGAGGGAAACUUCAGGGGGGACCCCAUCACGAUGAUAUACCAGACGUUGUCGCUGACUAUUUGACACAGGCUGGGUUCAUACACGUGGCACGUAUGAGUCAUGUUCAGAUCGAUACCCCCUUGAUAUCUGCUUUGGUUGAGCGUUGGAGACCGGAGACACACACAUUUCAUAUGACGCAGGGAGAGAUGACCGUUACAUUACAGGACGUGGCUGGUAUACUUGGUUUGCCUACUGACGGGCAGGAGGUUUUUGGGACUACCCCAGUUACGGGCACAGACAUUCACGGAGGCGAUCUACGUAUAUCUUACUUAGACAAGAUAUACGCUGAUUGGUUUACAGUAGCACACAAUCCAGAGGAGGUGAGGCGUUACACCAAGGCACACAUUUUGCGGCUAUUAGGCUCAUGGUUUAAUUCCCUACCUCCCUUUAAGCCACAUGAGCAGUCUUGGUAUUGGGCAAACCUUGACACGCUUUAUAGAGACGAGGUUUGUGAUAUCUAUUAUUAA
Gastrolobium bilobum is the source of this 693-nucleotide messenger RNA. RefSeq names its product protein MAIN-LIKE 2-like. The transcript has 4 exons. Gene Ontology annotation, biological process: meristem maintenance; meristem development. The record is from RefSeq and is a predicted model, not a curated record. The coding region runs from base 1 to 693 and encodes 230 amino acids. NCBI's taxonomy places the organism in Eukaryota, Viridiplantae, Streptophyta, Magnoliopsida, Fabales, Fabaceae.